UUAAUAAUCCAAUGGAUGGUACUCCUGCCCCUUUAAUUUAUUUUGUUUGGCCUCCUUUCGCUUUUUAUCGUGCUUUAUCAAGCAAUAAUCAUUUAAGUUCUCUUAAUAAUCUAAUACCAAUGAAAUUAAGUGAUUUUAAACCUGGAAAAGAAAUUUUUAAUGCUGUUAUUGCUUUAAUUAUUGAAUAUUCUUUAGAAGCUGGUAAAUAUGUUAAUGGAGAUGAUGAUGUUAGAAGGGAAAGAUCAAAUAUUCUAUCCAAUCAAUAUGGUGAUAAUCCUUUAGUAGUGAAAAGCAUAAGUAAAAUUUAUAAUAAUGGAAAAGUUGCUGUUAAGGAUAUUGCUUUUGCCGUAGAAUCGGGUACAAUUUUUGGUCUUUUGGGUCCUAAUGGUGCAGAAGGUGAUGCAAUAUUAAACGGUUUAAGCAUUUCCGCUUCAAUAAAUGAUAUUUAUCGAAACAUUGGUGUUUAUCCACAACGUGAUAUUCUUUGGGAUAACCUCACAGAACAAGAAGCAGUUCAUUCAUCAUUGAAGAGAGCUCAACUAGUCUCCUUAAAAACCAAAUUAACCGAAAAUUUAGAUAAUAAAAACAAAAGACGACUUUCUAUUGCUAUUGCAUUAGUAGGAGAACCUUCUCUGGUAUUUUUAGAUGAACCUACUACAGGUUUAGAUCCAGAAGCUAGAAGAUCAAUUUGGAAAAUUAUUGCCAAUACUAAUAAAAUUCCUUUAAGAAAAGAUUCUAAUGAUGAAUUAUUUAAUAAGUUAAUUAAGAAGAAUAGUACUAUAAUAUUGGCUACUCAUAGUAUGGAAGAAGCCGAAGUUUUAUGUAAUAAGAUUGGUAUUAUGUCAAGAGGUACUUUAAGAUGUAUGGGUGCUCCUUCUAGAUUAAAACAACUUUAUGGCCGUGGUUUUAGAUUGAAUUUUAAUUGUAAGAUUGAAAAUUUGGAGAAGGCUACUGUGUAA
This is a messenger RNA of Racocetra fulgida, 959 nucleotides long. Lineage: Eukaryota; Fungi; Glomeromycota; Glomeromycetes; Diversisporales; Gigasporaceae. The record is from the annotation of a GenBank genome assembly.